UUUACAUCGCCUCCAGCUUCCUAGAAGGCGAGACUUCUUAAAGUUUCACUAGAAUGGGCAGUACCUUUACAGUCUCAUCCGGACAACAGAGGCAGCGGGUCAUGGAGUCUUACCUUCAGCUUUUCAACUGAUGAUAGCGGUGGAGAGCACUCCAGCUUGCGAGAAGAAGUAUUGUUUGAACGGAGUUUGCAUUUCUUCUUCAUCACCAUCACGAGCUGUAACACAAACAUCUUCGCCAACACCUCGGGCUGUAAAAGCACGAGGCCGGCGAGAUUCAAGUUGCCACGACGAUGAACAUCCAAGUCCUCCCAGACCAUAAGCUCUCAUCUAUUGCCCCUCUGAAACCGUACAACAACGUGGAAAAGAGAGAUGUGGAAUUAAUUCUGGUCAAGGACCAUAAUGGGGUUCAGUAUACCAGCUCCUCAAUUAUCCCGUCCCCAAACUCCCACGCCUGUCCAUCUAGAUCUGCUGAGGAUGAGGCGCGAGAAACCUGGGGCAAGAAAAUUGACUUUCUCCUGUCAGUUAUUGGCUUCGCAGUGGACUUGGCCAAUGUAUGGAGGUUCCCUUAUUUAUGCUACAAAAAUGGAGGAGGUGCCUUUCUGAUUCCUUACAUUCUGUUUCUGGUAAUUGCGGGGAUGCCACUGUUUUACAUGGAACUGGCAUUGGGUCAGUACAACAGAGAAGGGGCUGCCACUGUGUGGAAGAUUUGCCCUGUUUUUAAAGGUGUGGGUUACACUGUGAUCAUUAUAGCUUUAUAUGUGGGCUUCUACUACAAUGUCAUCAUCGCUUGGUCUCUUUACUACCUUUUCUCCUCGUUCACAAGUGAACUGCCUUGGCUUAAGUGUGGGAAUAGCUGGAACAGCAUCAACUGUACUGACCCAGAGCUCCUCAAUGGCUCCUUUCUUGGGAAUGGAACAUCAUACUCCAAGUACAAGUUCACUCCAGCUGCAGAGUUCUAUGAGCGUGGUGUUCUCCACCUCCAUGAAAGUAAGGGCAUACAGGACCUGGGCUUGCCUCGCUGGCAACUCACUCUUUGCUUGGUGGUGGUGGUCUUCAUCCUCUACUUCAGCCUGUGGAAAGGGGUCAAGUCCUCGGGCAAGGUGGUAUAUAUCACAGCCACCAUGCCCUAUGUGGUGCUUUUUGUGCUCUUGAUCCGGGGUAUCACCCUCCCUGGCGCUAUGGAUGGCAUCAAGGCCUACCUCCACAUCGACUUUAAACAGCUCAACAAUCCCACGGUCUGGAUUGAUGCAGCGACUCAGAUAUUCUACUCCUUGGGAGCAGGAUUUGGAGUUUUGAUUGCAUUUGCCAGCUAUAAUAAAUUUGAUAAUAACUGCUACAGGGAUGCUCUCCUAACCAGCACCAUCAACUGCGUCACCAGUUUCUUCUCAGGGUUUGCCAUCUUCUCUGUGCUGGGAUACAUGGCCUUCAAACAUGACGUGAAGAUUGAGGAUGUAGCCACUGAGGGAGCAGGUCUGGUGUUCAUCAUCUACCCUGAGGCCAUCUCAACUCUCCCAGGGUCCACGCUCUGGGCCAUAGUAUUCUUCAUUAUGCUUCUCACACUUGGCAUUGACAGCUCUAUGGGUGGUAUGGAGGCAGUCAUCACAGGUCUCACCGAUGACUUCAAAAUCCUCAAGAGGAACAGAAAGCUGUUCACAUUUGCAACGGCAUUUGGAACAUUUUUAGUGGCCUUGUUUUGCAUCACAAAUGGUGGGAUCUAUGUUCUUACUCUGUUGGACACCUAUGCUGCAGGCACAUCUAUUUUGUUUGGGGUGUUGAUAGAGGCCAUAGGGGUAUCCUGGUUUUAUGGUGUGGACAGAUUCAGUGAGGAUAUCGAACGUAUGAUGGGCUUCAAGCCAGGCCUUUAUUGGAGGUUAUGCUGGAAGUUUGUCAGUCCUGCCUUUCUGCUGUUUGUGGUAAUUGCUAGUAUCGUCACCUCAACUGGCAUGAGAUAUGAUGAUUACAUCUUUCCUCGUUGGUCCAAUGCGGUUGGCUGGGUGAUAGCAAUGUCGUCUAUGCUUUUCGUCCCAUUCUAUGCUGUCUACAAGAUUCUCAGUGUGCCAGGAACAUUGAAGGAGAGAAUAGCUUAUUGUAUCACACCUGAACAUGAACAUCAUCUUGUGGCUGAAGGCAACAUUAGGCAGUUCAAGUUGAAACAUUGGCUGGCCAUCUGAGGCAGAGACCUUCCUGUCACAGUCUGAAGGGAUGUUAGAGACAUGCAGCUCGAUGCCUGCUCCUGCUGUAGGAUGAAGGAUGGCCUUCCUCAAAGUCUGACAGGGUGAAAGAUCAGGCGCUGCUCUUUUGUAUUCU
Megalops cyprinoides (Indo-Pacific tarpon) is the source of this 2307-nucleotide messenger RNA. Its product is annotated as sodium-dependent noradrenaline transporter-like. The record is from RefSeq and is a predicted model, not a curated record. Gene Ontology annotation, biological process: sodium ion transmembrane transport; dopamine uptake involved in synaptic transmission. The transcript has 15 exons. Bases 291 to 2171 code for a protein of 626 amino acids. Lineage: Eukaryota; Metazoa; Chordata; Actinopteri; Elopiformes; Megalopidae. Gene Ontology annotation, cellular component: presynaptic membrane; neuronal cell body membrane; neuron projection. Gene Ontology annotation, molecular function: dopamine:sodium symporter activity; norepinephrine:sodium symporter activity.